Messenger RNA from Solea solea (common sole), 1417 nucleotides. RefSeq names its product complement factor H-like. Lineage: Eukaryota; Metazoa; Chordata; Actinopteri; Pleuronectiformes; Soleidae. The record is from RefSeq and is a predicted model, not a curated record. The transcript has 10 exons. The coding region runs from base 100 to 1176 and encodes 358 amino acids.
AGCUCUCUGGGGAAAAGCCCAGAUCAAUUAUUAAAGGACACAGAGCUGAAUAAGGCUGCUCCCUCAGCUUUGUCCUACACUGAUUUAUUCCCUGACAAAAUGAGCGGGAGGUAUUUUGGAUUUGUUCUCCUGGUUUUGUUUCCUGUAGAGCUGCAUGCUCAAACUGCAGCUGAGCCUUGCCGAGCUCCCAGACUAGUGAAAGGUUUUGUCGUCCCCGAACAAGAAACUUAUUCUCAUGGAACCGUGGUCUCUUACUCCUGUGAUAACGGACAUAAACCAGCCGUGGAGGGUUGGUGGGCAACCAGCACGUGUCAAAACGGCGUGUGGUCCCAACCGCCACAAUGCAUAGAUAAUAACGCCUGUAUUCCACCAGUGAUACCGAAUGCAGAAUACACGGCGACCUCGGAUGGUUGGCACCCUAACAAAGACGUGAUAAGGACCAAGUGUGACAAAGGAUAUGAACACAAAGACUACGCCGCAACAGCAACAUGUAUAAAUGGGACAUGGACCCCUUUGCCCGUCUGUGAGAAAAGAGAAGAUGCGUGCGACACGCCUCCUCAGUACCCCCACACUGUAAUCGUCAAUCAGAAAUACCAGGAGCUGUUUAGUGUGGAUUCACGAGUGCAGUACGAGUGUGAACAUGGAUACACUAUAGAUGGAACACGCACGAACAAGUCUGUCAUUUGCAUGGGUGGAAUCUGGACUGAAGGUCCACAGUGCAGCAGACAAACAGCAUCAAGUGGACAUGGAGGCUCUGGCACUGCGGUGGGAGGAGCAGGAUCCUCUGGAGGAGGAAUUCAUACUGUACCAGUCAGCAGGUGUGGGAAUCCCCCCUUAGUCGAACAUGCUGAGGUUGUUGAAACUCGUGACAUGUUUGUGAGAUACCAGUGCAACAACUAUUUCGAUGAAGUGGGUCCAGAGGAAGUGAUGUGUUUGUCCGACGGCACAUGGUCACAAUUGCCCACCUGCGAAUCCAAUCACUGCUUUGUGGACACUGACCAGAACAGGAAGUUACUAUCUGUCGGAAUGAUAUUCAUAAAGUAUGGUGAAAAUAUGAAGUUGGAAUGUAAGCGGCACUCGAGCUGGUUAACAGAGCAUCACGCUGUGGUCCAAUGCACUAAUGGAAACCUUAAUAUCGGCGAAUGUUGCAGCAAGUACAAUCAAUGGUCCUGCUGAUUCUGAAAAGGAAGACGUCGCCUUGUCUCGUCUUUGUCCACCACGGACUGAAAACAGACGACAGCCUGGAAACUUGUGGUUAUGGUGUUGUGCCUUUUGUAAACGUGUACGGGCAAUAACCAAGUCAAACUUUGCAUUUUUAAUCUGUUGAUCUCCACACAACAUGGUAGUAAGUGGUCUGUACGUUCAAAGCCACACAAAAUGACUGCUGGACUGGCCUGAAUAAACUCUGCACCGCUGA